AUGGCGAAAGCUUGGAACCCGAGACCUGUGGAACGCGUGGAAGGACUUAAGGACUGGUGUGCAUCAAGCACACCCUAUGAAAGCAGUAACCAGAGUUUCAUUAGUCAAGAAAAACCACCUGCAAAUAAGGAAGCACAAGAAAGAAUAUUGAGGGUUGCAAAAUUGCUGGCAGACGAACCGGUGCCCGUUGAGCUCCGUUGCGAUGCAAACGGGUCUGCUGAACGGAGUGCCGCACUUGAGGCUAUAGUCCCUCGCUUCGAGAAGGCUGUCCGGGAAACCGAUUCGCCGGAUUUGGCAUUCAUUCCCACAGUAUCAACAUACAGAAACCGCGGUAUGGAUAAGGUCUGUCCUCCGUGGCAUCUGCUAGUGGGUGGUAGCUUCUACAAAAAUGCUGGAAUUGACAUUCUGGAACGACUUCAGACAUUUGAAGAAGUUGUGAAUGGACUACCAGUGGACUAUGGAGACAUGCUGCAGUACAUCGUGUAUGCUUCUCUUUGUGCAGUUAUAACAUUACUUUCAAUUACGGGUCCCCCCGAACAGGAGACAGCUCAAUGGAAGAAGUUGCGAUUGUUAUUAGACAAAAUAGAGGGCGGAUUUGUCCCAAUGAGGCUCAUGGCCCAGGUAGACAAUUACAUAAGGCAAUAUGCGGCUCUAAUAGAAAGUGCAGUUUUGUCCCGCGUUGUACCAGUGAGUGUAAGGGCGAUGGCGCUUCUCUGCGUUGGCCUGUGGGCAAAGGAAAGAGGAGUAUUCAGGUUUGGCAGCUAUGAGACAAGACCAAAGGGUAUCCACGAUGCUAGCUUGCCACUAACAAAAGGUCGCUUGUUGACAACACUCAACAAAGUAUAUAUGAGGAAUGUGGACCCCCUGGCUCCGAUUAAGGCUGCUGCGAGCCUUCUCAACCUCAUUCAUGCAACCAAGAAAGAUGACUUUAACCUCACUAAUACCGCUGUGUUCUAUGCGUGCGGCCCGGUUCAUAUGUUUGCAUCAUCAGAGGAAGUAAUCGUCUUUUUGGGGUCUCAGCGGGGCAGACAAAUGCAAAGGGAGCAACAGAUCGAGUUUGUUAAGGGCAUUGUCUCCACGGUCGCGUUCUCAAGCAGCACAGAUUCGAAAGUUAAGCUCCGCUGCGCGUUCUCGAGCGAUGAACAGCAACUGCAGAGAAUUAUAAAGGCCGCUGCUCGUAAGCAUACCUCUGACUUUGGGGAUAGAGCCCUGGAGCUCUACGAAGAGUCCGCCGCUUCUUCCGUCGUAUGCUCCAUGGCUACCAGCGCCUCAAGAGGUCUAUGCUGCAUAGCUUUUCCGAACGCAGUGGAUAUAAACGAGGCUGACUUCCUCAAUACUGUAUUUGUUUCCAGGCGGCAAAGGCCUGGGGAGUGGAUCCGUGUAUUAGAACUAGAGACUGGGGUCACCCUCUCUGCUCUCCAGCAACUAAAGCAAAAUAACAGACCGACGGCGUCCCUCACCGAGCCCCUGGAUCUGCAUGCUUUAAAGAAUGUGCAGGACCAGGUGGCGAUUGCCGUGGACGUCGAUGAUACGUGUAUCUCAAGUGGAGGCUGGCGGGUCCGAGGGCUUGGUAUAUAUGUAGGAGGAGUGGACAGUUCCUACCCACGCGGGGUAGCGUAUCCUGGGAUGGGAGGUCUAAUGUAUAUGCUCUCUAUGGGGGCACAGAGGCGCGAAAGAGGCAAGGUACGACCAGUACGAAACGAGGUACUUCCGGUGGUGCUGGCCUCUGCAAGGCCAUCCACCAGAUUUCUAUUUAGACCUAAAAGUCUCUAUAAAGAUUUGGCGCGGAUGUACACGCAUGAGGCCGCGCUGCUUGGCGCAGAGCUGCAAGAAACAGGUCACAUUGUGAAACAUGAGAACUACAUGCCAGUCGCUCAAAGCGUUUUACUAGGGAAGAAGUAUCGAGGCAUGUCAAAGUUCACCGGCCUAUGGACUUUACUGCAAAAGGGUGCACGGCUCACCCGCACGGAUGACAGCGUCUUUCAUGAUGGGACUAAAAUGAUGUUUUUCGGGGACACCUACGAAAAAGAUCUUCCAACAGGAAUCUCCUUAGGGAUCAUCGCCCCGCAGCAGUACGUGGCUUCACUGAUGCAUUUGGUGUAUGCUGAUGAACCACAAACGUCUCCACUUUCAAUCCCGCAAACCUUUAUGAACAGAUCGCCUGGCCUCGUGACCCUGCCUGAGGAAGCCUUCCCGUUCAAAAUUCCGAUUGCCAACAGUAGCCCCGCUGGGAAUCCUCAACCGUUUAUAGUGGGCGUGUCUCUAGUUUUUAAGGUUGCGCUGCCUGAGAACCUUUUUAACCGCAUAGAUCAGGAGGACCUGCUAUGGGAUAAGCAGAAUGGGUAUCCAUGCGAUGCGAUGGACACCGACACAGUGUGGACUGUCGGCGAACUUGUAGAUAAGCUAAUUAGACGUAUCUGGGCCUCCUACAGACACACCUGGAUGCACACACACCUCAGCGAACUACUUGGCGAUUCCCCCCUCCCGCCUCCCCCCGUCUUCGUGCGUUGUCUCGGUGUGAUUGAAGACAACAUGUCGGCUUCAGUUCAUCUCCAGCACAUGCAUAGAAGCCCAGCCACCGUGCUAAAACCAAACGAUCUGGGAACCCCAAUUAUCCCCUUCACAACACCCCUUGGUGCGAUGGUUACAGCGAGGGUGCUUGGAAUGUUGGACAAUCAUGACCUCUCUGAGCUUGCGAAUCUAGUAGGACGGGCUGAACGGAGCUUCAAUCCGCCUCAUCACCAGGCGGAAGCGAAGGCGGCUAAGGCGCUACUGUAUGAUGCGAAGGUAGCUGCAGGUUUGUUCCCCAUACCAGCAGCUGCGCUUCUGGGAUUCGAACGCAUGCGAAAGGAUGCCAUAAGAAGCAGUAUGGGACGAGCAUAUGCAACUCAUGAAUGCAAGCAUGAAACAAGCAAACAUUUGCUCAGCGUAGGGAGCCCGACACUCCAGCCUCAAGAGGGAUCUAGCUGGACAAGUCACUUGAUGGCCCUUUUUACAGAAAGGAUAUGCAACAUGAAGGCGACAAUCGUGAAUGCAUGCAUUGCAACUCAGCAGGAAGUAGAGCUCCUAGCGGCUAAUCUUGGAUACUUAGCGGAGAAAUUCGAGAUGAAGAGCUGUGACGAAAUGGCUAGACCUGCAGGCCCCGCAAACCUCCUAUUGGAAUAUAUGGAAAGAAUGUGUGCUGAGCACCCAAACCAAUGCGCAACUCUGCUUAGGUUGUUGGAUGAUGCAGCAACCAUUGCUGAUCUCAGAUAUCAGGAUGCCCCUGAAUGGAAAUUUGCCCAAACAUUCCUCAAGGCUAAUGGACUGAGGCUCAACAAAGACCCUAAUUGUCUAAGUAAGUCGUACAACAGCGUACAUACCGUGUGCCAUCUCAUGUGUACAAGGUCGCAUCCAGACACCCCAACAAGAAAUUAG
Cyclospora cayetanensis is the source of this 3417-nucleotide messenger RNA. RefSeq lists its product as uncharacterized. The coding region runs from base 1 to 3417 and encodes 1138 amino acids. The transcript is spliced from 13 exons. Lineage: Eukaryota; Apicomplexa; Conoidasida; Eucoccidiorida; Eimeriidae. The record is from RefSeq and is a predicted model, not a curated record.